Jatropha curcas is the source of this 887-nucleotide messenger RNA. RefSeq lists its product as uncharacterized. NCBI's taxonomy places the organism in Eukaryota, Viridiplantae, Streptophyta, Magnoliopsida, Malpighiales, Euphorbiaceae. The record is from RefSeq and is a predicted model, not a curated record.
AUUAUCAAAAGCCACGAACUCACAUUCACAUUUUGAAAACCCAAUUAUAUACAUAACCUCAUCUACCAGCAAGAAAUCUUAAUUCUUAGCCUGCACUCAAAGAACUAGACCUAUACAUACAAUCUUAAAACUAAACCCCAGACCUCUCCAUCUCUUCUCCUACCAAGAAAACUAUCUCAAAAUGUCAACCCAACCGCAACAACAGCCGGUGGUGGUUUAUCCCAACACCGUCGUCGGACAGCCCCCGCCGGCUUCAAACUCCCACUCAAAUGGAUCAUUUGGGACAGUUUUUAUAGUUCUUGCUGUUAUUAUUGUUAUAUCAGCUAUUGCUUGUUGUCUUGGUAGACUUUGCAAAAGACGUCAAGCAGCAGCAGGAGGCAACCAUAAACAGGGUAAUAAACCUAAUAAUAAGCAGAGCCAGCAAAAUCCCAAUUUUAGACCAAAAGAAAGGGGAAGGGAAAGGGAAAGGGAAAGAGAAAGAGAAGGGGACGUUGAGUUUGGGUUUGACAAGGGUUUUCCAGUAGGCAGGUCAACAGGAAAUGGAGAUGGGAGAGGACAUAAGCUAUCUGAAAAUGGUCAUAAUAAUAUUAAUGGCCAUGGACAUGGACAUGGUCAUGGUCAUGGACAUCAUAUGAAAGGUGAAAGUUAUUCAGUUGAUGAUGGACAGCUAAAGCCUGGUCCAUAAGGUCAUCGAGGGUUGUAUUAAUUUCUUCAUGCAUGUUAUUUUCUGUUUGGUUAAUUUCCAUUUAUAUAAUACUUCUUUUUCUUAUUUUUUAGACUGCAGCUUGAAAUAUGUAAUUAAUUAAUGAAACUUCAUUAAUUACUCUCUUCUUUCUCUCUUUUUAUUUUUAUUUUUUUAACCAUGAUAUAUGGUGAAAUUUAGAUCA